AUGUUUAUCGAUGAAAUACUUAACGAUCAUGAGAGCCGAUGUUAUGAACUUUUCAGAUUAGAAGUCCCGAUUUUCAACAUGUUAUGUAGGGAUCUUGUUGCACAUUAUGGGUUAAAGAAAUCACGUCGUGUAUCUAUUCAAGAGUCCCUUGGUAUUUUCUUGUUGUACUUAGCGCAUGGAUGUGGAAAUCGGUUAAUUCAAGAGUUCUUUAAUCAUUCUGGGGAAACAAUCCAUAGGCAUUUUCAUAAAGUCUUGGAUGUUGUGGUUAACCUAAGUAAGGACAUCAUCAAACCAAAUGCUAACUAUAAUGAAACUAUACCAGAACAUAUUUUAAAUAACCUUCGGUAUUAUCCAUACUUCAAGGAUUGUAUUGGUGCCAUCGAUGGAACACACGUGAAGGCCUCUGUUCCGUAA
Lactuca virosa is the source of this 414-nucleotide messenger RNA. NCBI's taxonomy places the organism in Eukaryota, Viridiplantae, Streptophyta, Magnoliopsida, Asterales, Asteraceae. The record is from the annotation of a GenBank genome assembly.